Messenger RNA from Parnassius apollo (apollo), 453 nucleotides. The record is from the annotation of a GenBank genome assembly. Lineage: Eukaryota; Metazoa; Arthropoda; Insecta; Lepidoptera; Papilionidae.
AUGUCUGAUACAGAUGUCACUGAUUGUGAAGAAAAUCUUAAAAAUUUAUCACCAUCGAUUCUAACUCAAAAUGCUGCCAAUGAAUGGACAGGCGUCAUAGAACAAAGAAAUGUACAAAAUCCGCAAUCUUCAAAUCAUAUUACAAAGCUAGUUGAUUAUAGUUCUUUAGAAUCCUAUAUGGACGACUUGCAAGAACAACUUCAUAUGCAAACUUUUCUAGACAUAAAUUUUAGAUAUUCUUCACCUGUUCCAACUACGUCGGGAACUAGUAAUAUACAGCCUCGUCCAAGGUUGAAUUCUAUUACAUCUGAUAGUUCUGAAGAAGAAGAAAUUACUACUUUUUUAAAGAAUUUUCAAUAUCCCUCAAAACUUAUUGUUAUUUACACUUCGUCUUCCGAUUCAAACGAAAGAAAAUUUAAACCCAAAAUUCACAGAACUUGUACCAAUCUCUGA